AUGGCCAAGAGCGGCUCGCUGAGUAUCCGCGUGGUGGAGGGACGGGCGCUGCCCGCCAAGGAUGUGUCUGGAAGCAGUGACCCCUAUUGCCUGGUGAAAGUGGAUGACGAGGUGGUGGCUAGGACAGCAACCAUCUGGAGGAGCCUGAGCCCCUUUUGGGGGGAGGAAUACACUGUGCACCUGCCAUUGGACUUCCACCACCUGGCCUUCUACGUGCUGGAUGAGGACACUGUUGGACAUGAUGACAUCAUUGGGAAGAUCUCCCUGAGCAAGGAGGCCAUCACAGCUGACCCUCGAGGGAUAGACAGCUGGAUCAACCUGAGCCGAGUGGAUCCAGAUGCCGAGGUGCAGGGUGAAGUCUACCUGGCCGUGCAGCUGCUGGACGAUGCCCGGGGACGAUGCCUCCGCUGCCAUGUGAGGCAGGCCAGGGACCUGGCCCCCAGGGACAUCUCCGGCACUUCUGACCCAUUUGCACGUGUGUUUUGGGGCAGCCAUAGUUUGGAAACAUCGACCAUCAAGAAGACCCGUUUCCCACACUGGGAUGAGGUGCUGGAGCUUCGGGAAGCACCGGGGACCAUGUCCUCACUGCGAGUGGAGCUCUGGGAUUGGGACAUGGUGGGCAAGAAUGACUUUCUGGGCAUGGUGGAGUUCACCCCACAGACCCUCCAGCAGAAGCCACCCAACGGCUGGUUCCGCCUCCUACCCUUUCCUAGACCUGAGGAUUCUGGGGGGAGCCUGGGUGCCCUGAGGCUGAAGGUGCGCCUCACUGAGGACCGUGUCCUGCCUUCCCAAUACUAUCAGCCUCUCAUGGAAAUGCUUCUAGAGUCAGUACAGGGGCCAGUUGAGGAGGACACCACCAGCCCCCUGGCUGUGUUAGAGGAGCUGGCCUCUGGGGACUGUCGUCAAGACCUUGCCACCAAGUUGGUGAAGCUCUUCCUGGGCCGGGGCCUGGCUGGGCCCUUUCUAGACUACCUCACAAGGCGUGAGGUGGCUCGAACCAAUGACCCCAACACCCUCUUCCGUUCUAACUCCUUGGCAUCCAAGUCGAUGGAGCAGUUCAUGAAGCUCGUGGGCAUGCGCUACCUACACGAGGUCCUGAGGCCGGUGGUCAGCCGCGUCUUCGAGGAGAAGAAAUACAUGGAGUUGGACCCUUGCAAGAUGGAGCUGAACCGCUCCCGGAGGAUCUCCUUCAAGGGCACGCCAACAGAGGAGCAGGUUCGAGAGACCAGCCUGGGGCUGCUGACCGGAUACCUGGGGUCCAUCGUGGAUGCCAUUGUGAGCUCUGCAGGGCGCUGUCCACUUGCCCUGCGCCUGGCCUUUAAGCAGCUACAGCGGUGUGUGGAGAAACGCUUCCCUGGGGUGGAGCAUCAGGAUGCGAAGUACCUGGCCACCAGCGGUUUCCUCUUUCUACGGUUCUUUGCCCCUGCCAUCCUCACGCCGAAGCUGUUUGACCUCAGAGACCAACAUGCAGACCCCCAGACCAGUCGCUCCUUGCUGCUGCUCGCCAAGGCUGUGCAGAGCAUUGGAAACCUGGGCCAGCAGCUGGGCCAGGGCAAGGAGCUGUGGCUGGCCCCUCUCCACCCGUUUCUGCUGCAGAGCAUCUCACGUGUGAGGGACUUCCUGGACCAGUUGGUGGAUGUGGACGGGGAUGAGGAGGCUGGGGGGCCAGCCUGUGCCCUGGUCCAACCCUCGACAAUUGUUCGGGAAGGCUUCCUGCUGAAGCGCAAGGAGGAGCCCGCAGGCCUGGCCACACGCUUUGCCUUCAAGAAGCGCUACUUCCGGCUAAGUGGGCAGGACCUCUCCUACUCCAAGACUCCAGAGUGGCAGGUUCACUCAUCCAUCCCGGUGUCCUGCAUCCGUGCCGUGGAGCGUGUGGACGAGGGUGCCUUCCAACUACCACAUGUCAUGCAGGUGGUGACACAGGAUGGCACCAGGGUGCCACACACCACCUACCUCCAGUGCAAGAAUGUGAAUGACCUCAACCAAUGGCUGUCAGCCCUGCGUAAAGCCAGCGCCCCCAACCAAGACAAGCUGACUGCCUGCCACCCUGGUGCCUUCCGCAGUGGACGCUGGACCUGCUGCCUCCAGACUGAGCGCACAGCUGCUGGCUGCAGCCGCACACACUCAGCUGUCACACUGGGAGACUGGAGUGAUCCUUUGGAUCCAGACGCUGAGGCCCAGAUGGUGUAUCGCCAGCUGCUCCUGGGGCGGGACCAACUCAGGCUGAAAUUGCUGGAGGACUCCAGCCUGGACACAGAUCCCGAGUUGGGCCCUGGGAAGGACUCUGGUGCCACAGACGAGACCUGCACCGAGGUUCUGGCGCAGCAGAGAGCUGCCAUCACCCAUCUGCUGCAGGUACUUGAAGACUUGGAGCAAGCCCAUGAGGAGUUCCAGAAGCGGGGACAGGGGCAAGUGGUCUGCUAG
Messenger RNA from Cricetulus griseus (Chinese hamster), 2424 nucleotides. NCBI's taxonomy places the organism in Eukaryota, Metazoa, Chordata, Mammalia, Rodentia, Cricetidae. The record is from RefSeq and is a predicted model, not a curated record.